AUGGCCUCCAUGAAUGUUGAACUCUGGCACAUCAUACUGAUUGAAGUGACUGCCUUCCUCCUCCAGGCUGCCCUCCUCUUAGUCCUAUACAUUUUACUCCGAAGGCAAAUAGCCAACCACUGUGGUCAAAUGGUGAAAGCUAUAAGUGCCCAGGUACAGGCGCCAAAGAAGCCAGAAGGCAAUAAUGAUACACCUGCUUUGGAAAAGACAGGGUCUAAGAGGAAUGUUCCAGGUCCUGCCCUGUCUUAUAGGGAUGCUAAUGGCAGUGACAGUGAUUCAUCCUCAGACAGCUCUGACAGUUCAGAAAGCUAUCCUCCAGCUUCCACCAGCAAGGCACUCAAGGAAAUUAAUUACAGCACCCUGGUCUUCCCAGCCACUGGUUGUCGAAAGACUCUGUCUCCUGAGGACUAUGAGAACAUCAAGGCAGCUGGUGAUUAUGUCAACGUGGACCCCAAGAAAUGUAAAAUUAAUGCCUGGAAUUUCAAUUGCUCCUUCUCUGAGCCAGUGGAGUACACAGAAGUGGCGAUGUGA
Dromiciops gliroides (monito del monte) is the source of this 531-nucleotide messenger RNA. It is a transcript of the gene RHEX, whose product is annotated as regulator of hemoglobinization and erythroid cell expansion. Gene Ontology annotation, cellular component: plasma membrane. The transcript has 5 exons. Lineage: Eukaryota; Metazoa; Chordata; Mammalia; Microbiotheria; Microbiotheriidae. The record is from RefSeq and is a predicted model, not a curated record. The coding region runs from base 1 to 531 and encodes 176 amino acids.